Messenger RNA from Caenorhabditis elegans, 997 nucleotides. NCBI's taxonomy places the organism in Eukaryota, Metazoa, Nematoda, Chromadorea, Rhabditida, Rhabditidae. The record is from the annotation of a RefSeq genome assembly.
AUGACAUUUCUAGUUAGUUGUUGUCUUCGUAACAUUUUCAUCUCACAAGGGACUGUUUGGAUUGUAGACAAUGUCUUGGACUUUGAUGCGUUGGAAACACGUGGUGUACGCUUGUUUUCUGAUUUUCAGAUAAAUCCCAAAGGGACUUCAAUAUUCAAGUUAUAUGAUGUACCAGAACACCCACAUCACGCAGAGGUCAUUUGUAAUUUUUAGUGUUCUCAGAGAAUCUGUUUUAUCAAAGCCAAUGACAGAAGUUGCGUUGGCUAUUCUUUGUGCAUCUUUCGAAAUGCUAUUGGCUCUAUUGACCAUUCAUUUUUACUAUCGAUAUCUCUCAGUGUGCGCCCCAAACAAGCUUACAAAAUUUUCACCGAAAAACUGCAUUUGGUGGGCUCUCCUUGUCGCAUCCAAUUUCACUCUUUGGUUGUAUUGCUGUUAUAUCUGGAAUGCACCAUCUCCGAUCAAAGAUGAAAUAAUUUUUAAAGAAUUUCCAGUAGCUUACUGUCUAGAACCGGAUGAGUAUAUGUAUAGUGGAGCACAAUAUUUCUAUAUAGACCACCCAUCCGGAAUGCUACAGUUCAAUUCACCUUCAUUUCUUUCUGAAGGAAUAACCGGCUCUAUAAUGGUUAUAUGUCUUGCUCUUCUGACUUAUUUCGGAUACCAGACCUACCAACAUCUUCAAAAACUGGUACAAAUGACUAGUUUUGUGAACAUGGAUCUUCAGAAUCAGCUUUUUCAAGCUCUAGUGCUUCAAACUAUAAUACCAGCCGUCUUUAUGUACUUACCAGUUUCAUGUCUAGUACUAUUCCCACUGUUUGGUAUAAGAAUGAGAGAAGUUGCCAAUUUGGUUAUAAUCUCUGUAUCUAUUUAUCCAUGUUUUGAGCCAAUGGUCGCAAUGUACUGUAUCAAACGAUUUCGCCGACAAAUCGGAAAUUUCCUGUUUUGUCGUAAACCAAUAGUAUCACAAGUGCAAAUUCAACCAUUGACAUGCCCAUUUUGA